GUGAUGGCGGUUUAUCUGUUUGUGGCCGUCUUUCUGGCGACUGUCUAUUUGGCUCAGUAUAGAAGUUCACCGAAGCUACCCUCAAGUCUUCCAAGACUAGAGCGCAACUCAUAUCUGCCUUUCAAAUUGCCGUGGACAUAUCUUACUGACUGCCGACAGCUUUUUCUCGAAGCAUAUCAAACAUUCACCAAACAUGGCAAAACUUGCGUGUUGCCUAGUAUGGGCUUCAAAGAUGAAAUUCAUCUAGCGCAUCAUCACACUCAAUGGGCAGCUUCACAGCCAGACGCUGUGCUCAGCCCAAUUGAAGGAUUUCGCGAAAUCGACAAGGGAGACUGGAAUUCUGGACACGCCAAUUAUAUCCAAGAUCCGUGGCAGAGUAUCGUCAUCAAGAAAGAGAUGGGCCGUUUUCUUGAGAUAUUAGCUGCUGCCGUUGAUGAUGAGCUUCAGUAUGCUAUUCCUGAGUAUAUUAAACCUGGGGCUGGCGAUGAAGUUGAUGUUUAUGAGGCAAUGAAAUGGAUAGUGGCUCAAGUUUCGAGUCGGUUCACUGUUGGCCUUCCUCUUUGCCGCGAUAAGGAGUAUCUGAAAGAUUCGCUCGCCUUUGCAGACUUGUUCAUAUUAAACUCUGGGCUGCUGAUUUAUACCCCAUCGCUUCUCAAGCCGCUGAUUGGGCUUCUUGUUACUUUACCAACACGGUACCGACGAUGGAAGAUUCAAAAGCAUAUCCAGCCUCUUUAUGAAGAGAGAACGAAACGGCUUUUGAAUCCUGGGCUCUAUGAGAAGGGCGAAGAACCAACCGACAAUCUGCAGAUGAUGAUGCGAUAUGCCAUCAGCAAGCAUGGUAAACAAGUAGCACCGUCUCAAAUCUCCGAUCGGCUUUGUCUUGCAAAUCUUGCCUCGUUCCAUCAGACUGCGGUUGCUAUCAGUAAUGUUUUAAUCAACAUCGCAGCCUCAGAUGCCGAGUUCAGCACGAUUGCAGUCAUACGAAAGGAGAUGGCAGACGUCCUUGCAGAGAGCAACGGUGUCUUUGACAAAGCAUCGGUUUCCAAGAUGAUUCAAACAGAUAGUAUUCUCAGAGAGUCGAUGCGAACACAUGGAUUUGGAAACAGAGCUAUGAUUCGUAAGGUUGUUGCGCUAGGUGGUCUGAAGACUCCAGAUGGCCAUACUCUUCCCAAUGGCUCAACCAUGUCAAUCCUCUCGUAUCCCGUUCAUCAGGAUCCUGAUAUAUACGAACAACCUGAGAAGUUCUAUCCUUUUAGGUUCUCAAAAGUGAGGACAGGUCCCGAUGGCAAAGACGCUAACCCGACGCUGUCAUUUGUAUCUACCUCUUCAACCUAUCUUCCCUUUGGACACGGCAAGCACGCUUGUCCAGGACGGUUUUUGGUGGAUUUUGAGAUGAAGAUGAUUUUGUACCAUGUUUUGAACCGUUUUGAUAUUGAGCUGCUUCCUGAGCACAAUGGAGUUCGGCCGGAGAGUCAGUGGAUUACAGAAGCUGUUAUGCCGCCUGUUGGUGUCAAGCUACGAUUUAAGAAGAGAGAA
Molecule: messenger RNA, 1536 nt
Organism: Fusarium oxysporum Fo47
Lineage: Eukaryota; Fungi; Ascomycota; Sordariomycetes; Hypocreales; Nectriaceae
Product: cytochrome P450
Exons: 3
Molecular function (GO): iron ion binding; heme binding; monooxygenase activity
Source: RefSeq, a predicted model, not a curated record